AUGGCCUAUUCGUACUGGCUCGCUCGCUUGCGUUAUUGUUCGAAGAAAUCUUCUUUCUCCAAUGCUUUUCGUGAUUCUUUUUACCAUAACAAAUUUCAGUCUAGUACUCGUCAUUACAACUUACCAUCCACUAUACCUGAGAGAACCAAAACCCGGUUUUUUUCGUGGUCUAGCUCUUUUCUUCCUUUGGCUUUCGCUCUUUCAGCUGGGUCCUUUGCCUUUCAAUCCCAGAAUAUCCAGCCUUCCCUCUGCGAACCCCCUGAUCUGGAUUCCGGGAAAGUGACCAUUGGUGGGAAGGCAAGCACGGAGUUUGUGGUUAAGGGCAUUCAUAAACAAAUUCCACAAGAGCUUAUUGACGAAUUAAAGGCUAUUUGUCAAGAUAAUAUGACUUUGGAUUAUGAUGAAAGAUUCUACCAUGGAAAGCCACAGAACAGCUUUCAUAAAGCAGUAAAUAUUCCUGAUGUGGUUGUUUUCCCUAGGUCUGAGGAGGAAGUUUCCCAGAUUGUCAAAUCUUGUAAUAAGCACAAGGUCCCUAUAGUACCAUAUGGUGGAGCUACAUCCAUUGAGGGACACACUUUGUCUCCUAAUGGAGGUGUUUGCAUUGACAUGACCUUAAUGAAGAGAGUUAAAGCAUUGCAUAUUCGGGACAUGGAUGUUGUCGUUGAGCCUGGAAUUGGAUGGAUGGAACUUAAUGAAUAUUUGGAGCCUUAUGGUUUAUUUUUUCCUCUUGAUCCAGGGCCUGGUGCAACAAUAGGGGGCAUGUGUGCAACACGCUGCUCUGGAUCUUUAGCCGUGAGGUAUGGUACUAUGCGCGACAAUGUAAUCAGUCUUAAGGUAGUCCUUGCCAAUGGAGAUAUUGUCAAGACGGCUUCUCGUGCUCGGAAGAGUGCUGCUGGGUAUGAUUUGACUCGCCUGAUGAUUGGAAGUGAGGGAACCUUGGGUGUAGUAACAGAAGUCACUCUACGGCUUCAGAAAAUUCCUGAGCAUUCAGUGGUUGCAAUGUGCAACUUCCCCACAGUUAAGGAUGCAGCAGAUGUUGCUAUUGCCACCAUGUUGUCUGGUAUUCAGGUGUCAAGGGUUGAACUAUUGGAUGAAGUCCAAGUAAGGGCUGUCAAUAUUGCUAAUGGGAAGAAUUUGCCUGAAGUUCCAACACUGAUGUUUGAAUUUAUUGGCACAGAGGCAUAUUCUCGUGAGCAAACGGACAUUGUUCAAAGAAUUGUUUCUGAGCACAAUGGCUCAGAUUUUGUUUUUGCAGAAGAGCCCGAAGCUAAAAAAGAACUUUGGAAGAUUAGGAAGGAAGCUCUAUGGGCAUGCUUUGCAAUGGAACCCAAUUUUGAAGCAAUGAUUUCUGAUGUUUGCGUUCCCCUAUCACACCUAGCAGAACUAAUAUCAAGGUCCAAGAGAGAGCUGGAUGCAUCACCACUGGUUUGUACAGUUAUUGCCCAUGCUGGUGAUGGGAACUUUCACACAGUAAUUCUGUUUGAUCCUAACCAAGAUGAGCAUAGGAUAGAAGCUAAAAGGCUAAAUCAAUUUAUGGUUUAUACAGCUUUGUCAAUGGAAGGAACAUGCACUGGUGAACAUGGCGUGGGCACUGGGAAAAUAAAGUAUCUCGAAAAGGAACUUGGAAUAGAGGCAUUGCAGACAAUGAAACGGAUCAAAAUAGCUUUAGAUCCUAACAACAUCAUGAAUCCAGGAAAGCUAAUUCCUCCCCAUGUUUGUUUCUAAAACCAUUAGUCCAUCUGCUGUUGCUGGUAUAUGCAUGACUACUAUUUCAGUCGCUGCUUCCGAAAUCAUGAUGACGAUGUUUUUCAUCGUUGUACCGACCGGGGAGUCGGUUUUGACUCGCUGAAUAUGAGUUAGCGACAAUGUUGUUGUUAUCCUUCAUUUCUUUUCAUGAUCUUAUCCCUGGUUAUAUAUUGCAAUGUCUCCUUGGAGUAAGAAAACUAAGAAUAAAUUAGCGCAUUAAAAAAAAGGAUUUUCAUUGCUAGUUGGCUUUUA
Hibiscus syriacus is the source of this 1998-nucleotide messenger RNA. Its product is annotated as D-lactate dehydrogenase [cytochrome], mitochondrial. The transcript has 18 exons. Gene Ontology annotation, cellular component: mitochondrion. Gene Ontology annotation, biological process: lactate catabolic process. The record is from RefSeq and is a predicted model, not a curated record. Lineage: Eukaryota; Viridiplantae; Streptophyta; Magnoliopsida; Malvales; Malvaceae. Gene Ontology annotation, molecular function: D-lactate dehydrogenase (NAD+) activity; FAD binding; D-lactate dehydrogenase (cytochrome) activity. Bases 1 to 1725 code for a protein of 574 amino acids.